GUCAAUGUUAUGGAUCAUUUUAAUUAAUUUAUUUGAGACCAACAGGGUGCCUGGUGUGGUGUCAACAUGCUUUCUUCUCUCCUGCUCACCUCUCUCAUCACAUAUGUGCAUGCAGUCUGGAAUUCCGAGGCUAGGUCGCGCAGUGUCUUGAAUUAAUCAUUCAGCGUUUUUCUUGCGCUAGGUAGACUGUUGACUUGUAUAGCUGAUCGUACAGAGUAGUCGGUAAGGUCUGGAGUCCGAAGGCUUUUUCGCAGCGGUAAAGGUUUCGGACUCCAAGGUACCAAAGGUUUUGAGGGCAUUUUUUUAAUGGAAGGGACAUCCAAACUGCAGCGUUUCUUGCAAUGGUGUAGUGCGUCAGGAAUUAUUAUCAACGAUUCUGUCGAUAUAACCAAUAGUGGAUCUUGCGCUCAGUAUGGCAUGGUCGCCCGCAGAACGAUACGCAAAGGUGAGAAGCUGGCGACUAUACCGAAGACUGCGAUCUUGUCUGUGGCCUGUGAAGCGGUGAACCCUGUAGCGCGUUAUCUCGUUAGUACUGGCUUGCUUCCCUCGUCUAAUCCGAAGAAAGUGACAAAAUCUGGAGAAUCAGAGGAAGAGAACGUCUGGAUUCCUUUAUUAGUCACUUUGAUGGGUGAAUACUGCAAACACGAGUCAUAUUGGCGCCCUUAUUUUGAUCUUUGUCCGCAGUUUGAUGAAAUGGAUCCUGUGCUUUUGUGGGAAUCAUCAGAGACAGCAAGGCUACUCAGAGGUACAGGAUUGGUAGAACGUGUUGAACAUGAGACUGACCUUAUAGAACGAGAUUAUUUGGAUACCGUGGAGCCUCUUAUAACUGCAAGGGAGGAUCUGUUUGACUGCAGUACUCUUUCACUUACUCUUUACAAGAAAAUGGUUUCAUUCGUGAUGGCAUACAGCUUUACCGAUCCUGUUUGUCGAAAUGUGUAUGCAAGCGUAAUGAUGGUGCCUGUUGCAGACAUCUUAAAUCACCACUCAAAACACAAUGCAAAAAUUGUCUAUGGCAGAACAGCGCUAGAUAUUGUUGCAUUGAGAGCAAUAAAACCUAAUGAAGAGGUCUUUAAUACAUACGGCAGACUAGGCAAUGCCGAGCUGUUGUAUAAAUAUGGAUUUUCAGAGCAUUGUCCUAAUUUGAAUGACCAUGCUACAGUGAGAAUUGAAAUAGUGAGAGGUGUGGCUAAUAUAAUGUCAAAAUUCAAAGGAGGCAGAUUUCAAAAGCAAUGGGAAUUAGUUUGUAAUUUUUUGGAUAUGAAUGAGGAUGAUGAUAGAUUUUGUGUUGCUUUUGAUGGUGAACCUGAAGAUAAUCUGUUGGCUAUUGUCCAUACUAUUUGUCUGUCAAAGAAGGCAUGGAAAAUGUCAAAUAUUGCAGUACUAUCAUCUGUAGAUGAGUUGAGCGAUGAAGCUAGACAGUUGCUGAAAGAAGUGUGUUUAAAGUGUUUGGGUCAGUAUGAUUGUUCACUCCAGGAUGACGUCGAUCUCAUCAACAACAAGGAAGAACAAUGUAGUAGACGUGAACGAUUUGCUUUGUAUGUUCGGCUUGGUCAGAAACAGGCAUUGCAUAAUCUGAUAGAUGCAUGUGAGGCUGUGAAAUGAAUUCUUGCGUUUUAUUGAUCUAUUAUUAUCC
Molecule: messenger RNA, 1633 nt
Organism: Corticium candelabrum
Lineage: Eukaryota; Metazoa; Porifera; Homoscleromorpha; Homosclerophorida; Plakinidae
Product: N-lysine methyltransferase SETD6-like
Exons: 1
Coding region: 307-1602 (431 amino acids)
Biological process (GO): peptidyl-lysine monomethylation
Cellular component (GO): nucleus
Molecular function (GO): protein-lysine N-methyltransferase activity; protein binding
Source: RefSeq, a predicted model, not a curated record